Molecule: messenger RNA, 11162 nt
Organism: Oncorhynchus nerka (sockeye salmon)
Lineage: Eukaryota; Metazoa; Chordata; Actinopteri; Salmoniformes; Salmonidae
Product: titin-like
Exons: 33
Coding region: 445-8952 (2835 amino acids)
Biological process (GO): cortical actin cytoskeleton organization
Cellular component (GO): plasma membrane; cytoskeleton
Molecular function (GO): structural molecule activity; actin binding
Source: RefSeq, a predicted model, not a curated record
AGUAUUUUGUUUAGAUCAUCGACAAAAAAAAAGACAAUUAAACACAUUUUAAGGUCGUCAUUGUAAAAUAUGAUUUUGUUCUUAACUGACUUGCCUAGUUAAAUAGAGGUUAAAAAGAAGAAACCCACUUUGUAACACAACAAAAUGUGAAAGUCCAGGGGUGUGAAUACAUUCUAAAGGCACUGAUGUUUCACAGAGAAAAGCUGACCAAUACAACUAUGCAAUGCAAGAUGGCCAGUUUUGUAAUAUUAUAUGUAUUUCAUACAUAAAAUUGUGAACAUUUGUGAAAUAGAAUUCAUUGGGAAGGAAUAUGCCGAAUAUGUCACUAAUUGCACCUUAUUACCUAUAUAGUUACUACUUUUGACCAGGGCCCAUAGCUCUGGUAGUGCACAGGGAAUAGGGAGCUAUAAUAUAUAUUUCAACCCUUCCUGAUCUAUUUUACUGAUGCUAUUCCUUUCUCUCACUCGUCUGGACUGGAUCCCUGUACCUCGUCCUGUCUGGGAUGUCUCCUGUGUUCCCAUGCUGAUGUUUUUGUGUACCAUGACAACAGAGGCUAGUGCGGUGGGCGAGGCGGACACAGAGGGCAAGCCGAAGCCCAGUGUAGCAGAGGCAGAGAGAAGACCGGAGAACAAGCAGAGCUCGGAGGCAGAGAUACAACUGGAGAACAAGCAGAGCCCAGAGCCAGAAACAGAGAGAGAACCGGAGAACAAGCAGAGCCCAGAGGCAGCAGCAGCGGAGCCAGAGAGGGAGAAGUCCAGCCAGAAGACCCAGGAGCAGGCCUCAGAGCCUGGCUCCACAGAGACCCCCAUCUUCACCACCACCACUGAGGAGGAGCAGCUAGUGAAGCCCCGCCAGCGCACCUCAGCCAGCCGGGGCCUCUCACGCCUCUUCUCCUCCUUCCUCAAGCGGCGCUCACAGUGCUCAGACGUAGAGUGGGCUGAGGUCGAGAAGGCGGAGAAGGACAGGAAAGAGAAGGCAGAGGCUGGAACAAAGGAGGAAAAGUUAGAGCAGGCCAAGGGGGAGGAGAAGAAAGAGGCAGAGGAAAGGGGGGAGAAGAAAGAGGAGGAAGAAGCAGCAAAGAAAGCAGAGAAGAAGAAAGAGGAGGAAGAAGCAGCAAAGAAAUCAAAGAAGAAAGAGGAGGAAGAAGCAGCAAAGAAAGCAGAGAAGAAGAAAGAGGAGGAAGAAGCAGCAAAGAAAGCAGAGAAGAAGAAGAAGAAAGAAGAGGAAGAAGCGGCAAAGAAAGAGGCAGUGAAGAAGAAGAAAGAAGAGAAAGAGGCAGCAAAGAAAGCAGAGAAGAAGAAGAAAGAGGAAGAAGAGGCAGCAAAGAAAGCAGAGAAGAAGAAGAGAGAGGAGGAAGAAGCAGCAAAGAAAGCGAAGAAGAAAGAGGAGGAAGAGGCAGCAAAGAAAGCAGAGAAGAAGAAAAAAGAAGAGGAAGGGGUAACGAAGAAAGAGGCAGAGCAGCAGAAUCAAGAGGAAGAGGCAGCAAAGAAAAAGGAGGAGGAGAAGAAGAAAGAGGAAGAAGAGGCAGCAAAGAAAGAGGAGGAGAAGAAGAAGAAAGAGGGAGAGGCAGCAAAGAAAGCAGAGAAGAAGGAGGGAGAGGCAGCAAAGAAAGCAGAGAAGAAGAAAGAGGAGGGAGAGGCAGCAAAGAAAGCAGAGGCGAAGAAAGAGGAGGAAGAGGCAGCAAAGAAAGAGGAGGAGAAGAAGAAGAAAGAGGGAGAGGCAGCAAAGAAAGCAGAGAAGAAGGAGGGAGAGGCAGCAAAGAAAGAGGAGAAAAAGAAGAAAGAGGAGGAAGAGGCAGCAAAGAAAGCAGAGGAGAAGAAAGAGGAGGAAGAGGCAGCAAAGAAAGCAGAGAAGAAGAAGGAGGAGGAAGAGGCAGCAAAGAAGAAGAAAGAGGAGGCAGAGGAAGCAAAGAAAGAGGAGGAAGAGGCAGCAAAGAAAGCAGAGAAGAAGAAGAAAGAGGAGGAAGAGGAAGCAAAGAAAGCAGAGAAGAAGAAGAAAGAGGAGGAAGAGGAAGCAAAGAAAGAGGAGGAAGAGGCAGCAAACAAAGCAGAGAAGAAGAGGAAAGACGAAGAGGAGUCAGCAAAGAAAGCAGAGAAGAAGAAAGAGGAGGAAGGGGCAGCAAAGAAAGAGGAGAAGAAGAGAGGGGAGGGAAAGACAACGAAAAAAACGCAAAAGGGGAAGAAGAAAGAGAAAGAAAAUAAAGAGGAGGAGAAGGGGAAGAAGAACGAGGCGAAUAAAGAGGUAAAGAAGAACGAGGAGAAUAAAGAGUUAAAGAAGAAAAAACGGAAGGGCAAAAAGAAAGCAGGGGAGGAGCACAAAGCAGGGGAGCAGUCCACAACAGAGGUGCAGGUGAAAGCCCCCAUCGCGGCCCCGGAGCCAGAGCUCAGAGCAGAGGCGGAGGGGGAGGCUGAACAGGAGAGGCAGGAGGAGCCGGUAGAGGCCCAGGACCAUCACUCCAUCAGCAGUGCAGAGACACAGCCAGCACAGGCGGAGCAGAAGGUGAACCCCGAGGUAGAGAAGGAGGGGGAAGAGAAGGAGGCGGGAGUAGAGGAGAAAGAGAAGAAAGAAGAAACAGAGGAGGAGCCAGCCGAGCAGAUGGAGGAGGAGGAGGAGGGAGAGGCGAACGGAGGGGAAGGGGAGAACACUAAUGGAGAAGACAAGAUGGCUUUAGCAGAGGAGCCCAAACCCUCCAAGCGUCCGCGGAUCAUGCAGUGUAAAGUCACCCUCCUGGACGACACUCUGUUUGAGUGUGAGCUCGAUAAACAUGCGACGGGCUCGGAUCUGUUUGUGAAGGUGUGUGACCACCUCAACCUGCUGGAGAGAGACUACUGUGGCCUGGCCGUCUGGGAUACCCCCACCUCCAGGACAUGGCUGGACGCCUCCAAAGAGAUCCGGAAACAGGUGGCAGAUUAUACAUACGAGUUCACUUUCAACGUGAAGUUCUACCCUCCUGAUCCAGCUCAGCUCACAGAAGACCUCACCAGGUACUACCUGUGUCUACAGCUGCGUAAAGACAUCCUGAGUGGCCUGCUGCCAUGCUCCUUUGUAACUCUGGCCAUGCUAGGCUCCUACACGGCCCAGUCUGAGCUGGGGGAGUAUGAUCCAGAGGUCCACGGCUCUCACUACACCAAGGAGCUGAGGCUGGCCCCGGGACAGGGCAAAGAGCUGGAGGACAAGGUCAUGGAGUUGCACCGCACAUACAGAUCCAUGAGUCCAGCCCAGGCAGACAUGUUGUUUCUGGAGAAUGCCAAGAAGCUGUCUAUGUAUGGAGUGGAUCUGCACCAAGCCAAGGAUCUUGAGGGUGUGGACAUCACUCUAGGGGUGUGUUCUGGUGGUCUCAUGGUAUAUAAGGACAAGCUGAGGAUCAAUCGUUUCCCCUGGCCCAAAGUCCUCAAGAUCUCCUACAAGCGAAGCAGCUUCUUCAUCAAGAUUCGUCCCUCUGAACAAGAACAGUAUGAGAGCACAAUCGGCUUCAAGCUGCCCAACUACAAGGCCUCCAAGAAGCUGUGGAAGGCCUCAGUGGAACACCAUACCUUCUUCAGGGUGUCGUCCGUGGAGCCCCCGUCGUCCCGCUCCCGGUUCCUGGCGCUGGGGUCAAAGUUCAGGUACAGUGGCCGUACCCAGGCCCAGACCCGCCAGGCCAGUUCCAUGAUCGCCCGGCCCGCCCCGCGCUUCACCCGGUCCGCCAGCAAGAGGCUGUCCCGCACCAUCGACGAAGCUGGAGAUGAUGAUCUCCAAGCCUCGCAGCUCUCUGCUAGGCCAAACAAGACCGAGGAUGACGAUUGGUUCUUCAUGCUGGGAUCUGACCAACCCCAGACUUUCUUUUCACCAGCCAGAGGGGGGGAGACUUUCUCUGUGGAGACUUCUACUCAGAGCUGGGAUGAUGGCAAGUCUGUCCAGACAGUCAGACAGGCAUGGCAGGAGACUGAGACAGGCCAGACGGUCAGUCGGACUGUCAGUCAGACAUGGCAGGGACGAGUGACUGAUGAACAGCAGCAGGGGAGACUGGAGGAGGAGAAAGAGGAGGAUUGGUUUGUCCUGCUGGGCAGACGACCCUCCCUUCCCUAUGUCCCCUACCCCAUGAUGAAACCGCCAGUCAAAUACCGCUCUGCCCAGGUGGCAAAGGUGGCCACGGCCAACAUUCUGGAGAGGCUGCUACAGCCAAGGCAGGAACAAAGUGAUGACUGGGUCAUGCAGUUGGACCGCAGCUUUGAGUUUGCAGACACACCUCCAUUCUCUCCCCCAGUCUCCCUGGAGAAGGAGGAGACUAGGCAGGAGAGGAGGGAGGUGAUCAAGAGGCUCCAGGAAGGGGUGUUCCUGGUGGAGAAGCUGAGGGAGGUAGAGGUGCUGGAUGAGAGACUGAGGGAGGUGAAGGUUUUGGAAGAACGGCUGCAGGAGGUGGAUGAGCUGGAGGAGAGGAUACAGGAGGAGGUGGAGGCCAGGCAGCAGGAGGAGGAGGAGGGAGGGGUAGAAGUAGAGGAGGAGGUGGUAGAGGCAGCGGAAGAGAAUGUGGAGGAAGUAGAUGAGUUGGAGGAGCAGAUAAAGGAGGUGUUUCUCAAAGGAUUGCUGCCAGAUGAGUCAGGGGAAGAUGAGGGACUAAAAGAGGAGAGUAUGGAAGAGGCAGAGGAAUCUGAAGAAGGGUGGUCAAAUGUGGCGAGCACCUCCUCUGUGGUACGGAGAGUAGACUUGAGGACCCAGAAUAGUGUGACUAUAGUGAAAGAGAUGAGGCAACAAGAAGGAGGGAUGGAGGAGGAGACGGUGGAACAGGUGGCGGUUUCAGACGAGGGAUUGAAAGAGGAUGAAGGAUGGUUAGAGGAGAGGAAGCAUCAGGCUUUGGUGGAAGGGUUGACAGAGGGGCUUGAGGAAAGGAGAGGAGAGAUAAGAGUGGAAAGGAGGAGGAAGAAGGUGACUAUAGUGACACAGGAUGAGAGUCUUCCAGAUGAACUAGAGAAGAAAGCAUCUGAGAAGUUGUCAGAGGACCAGAUAGGAGGCCAUUUUUAUAAAGAGGGACAACUUAUGGUGAAAUUCAAUGAACUAUUUGCGGCAGAGAAGUUAGGGUUACCGAUAGUUACAAUUCAGCAGGAGUGGCUCCAAGAACAGGAAAAGGUCAGGGAGGAGAAACAGGAGAGAGUGGAACAGGUGAAGGUUUCAGGCGAGGGGUUGAUAGAGGUGAAAGGAGGUCUAGAGGAUAGGAUGCGGCAGAUGUCGGAGGAAAGGUUGCCAAAGGGAGAGCAGACUGUGGUGAAAACCAAGAAAACAGUGAGAAUAAUGGAAGAAAUGAGGAGAACACAGAAGACACUCGAGGAAAAGUCAUCAGAGGACAUUUUAUCAGAGGAAAGGCUGGGUGAUGGUUUUUAUACAGAGGGGGAAGUUUUGGUGAAAUUCAGAAAGGAUGUGGAGAGGGUUCCACAUAGAGUCAGACAAAUGGGGAAGCCCCAAGAAGAAGAAGAAGAAGAAGAGGUAGUGGAAGUGAAUAUGCAGCCAUCUCAGCCAGAAGACAAGGACGAUUGGGUUGUGCUGCUGGACAGCCUCCCACACAAGACUCUUUAUAAGCCUCCAGUCAUGCCAGCCGACUCCGCUCUGGUGCCUGUGGUCUCCACAAGAUUCUCUGUGGUGUUAGUAGACACGGUCGAGCAGAGAGCACCAGAAAGGGAAUGCAUUGAAGUGGAGGCCACACAGCAACAGCCUGAAAGGGGAUUGGUGGAAGGACGGAGACCGUGGCAAAUGCAGGAAGAUGAUUGGUUUAUGCUCUUGGACCUGGCUGAUCGUGUUCCUUCAGGUGUACCAACCACACCAGUUUCAGCUUCUUUGCAAGAGCAAGUUCAGGUGUACGUAGAUGAAACCAUCUCUUCCAUGGUUAAAGUGAUGACAGUGGUGCAGAGAGAGGAGACCAGGGUGACUGUAGUGGAGGAGAUGGAGUUACAGGAAGACCAGAGCCGUCUGGAACAGAAACCGUCACAGAGAGAGAUGGAAGAUGACUGGUUUGUUGUGCUGGACAUUGUUCCCAGAGAACCAUCUGUGAUUCCGUCAGCUUCUGUGGAAGAGCGUAUUCCGGUAUACCCUGAGGAAAGCGUCUCCUCUGUGGUUGAGUUGACGACAGUAGAGCAGAGAGAGGAGAGAAGGGUGACUGUAAUGCAAGAGGAGCGACGUCAAGAAGAAGUUAUACUUCCACCACAGCCAUCAAGAGAGAUGGACGAUGACUGGUUUGUGCAACUGGAUGUCGUGCCCAGAGAAACAUCCUAUAUACCACCAGUCGCUCCAGCAGAGCCAACACCGGUUUCUCCAGAUGUGAUCAGCCCUGUGGUUGAGGUAAAGGCUGAACAGCAGAAGCCAGUGGUGGUUCUGGUGGAGGAGAUGAGGCCACAACAGGAACGGGAAGUAGAGGAGUGGCAGCGACAACCAAAGAGAGAUGAUGAUUGGUUUACACUGUUUGCUGAUGUCCGUGAGGAGCCGAUCAUUGUACCACCAGUUGCUCUUGGUGAGCAUACUCCGGUAUAUCCAGAUUUAAGCCAGACCACCUCUGUAGUUGAUGUGACGACCAUAGAAAGAACAAUUAAGAAGAGGGUGACUAUUGUUGAAGAGAGGUGGGGACAGCAAGAGGAGAUCCUCCAGUCAGAGAUGAUCAUCCCAGAGCAGAGACCACCAGCAGAGAGAGAGGAGGGAAAUGGACGGUUUGUUCUGUUGGAUGCCGUCCGUGAAGAACGUGCUGGGGUUCCACCAGUUUCUCUGGCUGUUUGCGAUAGGGUAUACCCAGAGGUUGUGCCAGCCAAACAUCUGACAAUUGAGCCUGAACCAAGAGUGUUUGUGGUGGAAGCAGUCCAAUCACUUCCUGAAGACGUUGCCCUGGAGGGUAAGGCAACACAACCGCAGAGAGAGCAGGAUGAUGAUUGGUUUUUGAAGCUGGAUGUUGCCCCUAAAGUAGCAGCUGCACCAGUGGUGAUUUACUCUGGUGUGAGCACCACAGCUGUUACGGUGGUGAAGGAGACAGUGGAACAGAAACCACCAAAGACCGUGAGGAUCAUGGAAGAGACUGUUAAGAUGGAGGAGGGGCCUGUGGUAACACCUAAAGAAGUGGAUGAUGAUUGGUUUGUGCUCUGGGACCGCGCUCCCUCCAAGAUACUGACCACACCCAAGGCGUUCCAUGUAGACAGAGAGGUUAUAGAGCUGGUGAUUGUGGUGGAGGAAACUAGGAAACCACAUAGAGUGGUGGAGGACAGACGUCAACCGGAGGUUGAACUGGUGAAAACACUGCCUCCCCAAGAGAGAGGGGAGGGUGAUGAUUGGUUCACGCUCUUUGAAGCCUCUCGCCAAGAGCCUGUGAAAAUGCCAACAGUUGCUGUGGUAACUAGACCUGCCCCUGUGGUUGAUGUGAUGGUGACGAGCACAGAGCAGAGAACCCAGAAAAGGGUGACGAUAGUGGAGGAGAGGUGGAGAGAGGAGAGGACCCUGCAGCAGAGACUGCCUCAGAGACAGAGAGAGGUGGACGAUGACUGGUUUGUUCUGCUGGAUGCUGCCCCUAAAGAAUUAGUUGCUCACCGUGAGCGUCUCCAGGUCUAUACUGACAUAACUGUGGUCAAAGGUCGAGCCGCUCAGCCCAAACCCAGAGUGGUGGUUGAGGAGGAGAAGAGACCAGCACAACCCCAGAGAGAUGUGGAUGACCAUUGGUUUGUGUUGCGGGAUAAAAAAUCGGUUGCAGUGGUGGCCACCCACAAGGCCGCCCGUCCGGUCAGCGCCCCAGUCUUCUCCCAGGCAGCCCUGAUGGAGGCAGGGAUCCCCAUGGCCCCCCUGGACCUCCAGCAGCCCCAGACCUCCACCCCCAUCAGGCUGCCAGCCCGCCAGGACGACAGGAAGCUGCAGGUCACCGUGGAGGCAGUGGACGAGGGCUCAGCCGAGGUCAAGUCUGAGCAGACGGACACUGAGGAGCCGGUUCAAAUGAGGAAGAAAAGAGCUAAGAGAACUGAGGGUGACUCAAUUUAUAUCAGACAUAGUCUUUUAAUGUUGGAGGACUUUGAGAAGCCCCAGGAGGAUCUCAUCAGGCAUCAUACUAGUAUCAGUGAGCUGAAGAGGAACUUCAUGGCGUCUGUCCCAGAGUCCCGGGGGCCCAGCGAAUGGGACAAGCGCCUGUCCACUCACUCCCCCUUCCGCAGCCUGGGCAUCAACGGACAGCCUUUACCUGAUGCCGACGGGAGUGUGUGUAUUACUCCUAUAAGGGAAGAGCUGGACACUAAGGCAGCGCUACAACAGGACGAGUCCAGCAGCACUGGAAGACCAUCGGGGGGGCCCAGCCCCAGCCCUGCUAGCACAGAAACUGGGCCUGAUAGGGUUGACUCCAAAUCCCAUGAUGCACCUGGGGUGGCAGGGCCAUGUGAUCAGGAUGAUGAGCAUGUUAGCUCUGGGACCACCACCAGCCACGUACCUGUCGUUGAGGUGGAGAGGGCACAGCUGCCCCACUCCUAUCAGCUCCAGGGUACAGUGCUGGAGGAGGAGGAGCCGGCAGACCCAGGGUCAAGGGGGGAGCAGUCUGGGAGGAUAACUGGAGCCUCCCACACCUCCUAUUUCGUGAGCGGUGUUCCACAUGUCAUACGCUGUUUCCAGCCCCCUCUGGUGCAGACCCAGACAGUCACCAUCACAGACGUGUCCAACUCCCUCCCUACUGACGUCUCCACUAAGGAUGUCCCUAUCGUUCAGACCCAGACUAUCAGCUACGAGUCUGCAGAGGUGUCAGUUGAUGGGACAGACGGGGGGAAAGAGGCCACAGCACUGAGCAGCAUUCAGUCCAUUACCUCAGAGAGCAGCAGGGAAACCAGUGGCACCUCCAUUACUACCACCACCACUCACAUCUCCAAGGUGGUGAAAGGAGGAGCGUCAGCGACCAGAGUGGAGAAGAGGAUCGUCAUCACUGCCGACUCAGAGGAUGACCAGGGAAGUGACGGCGGAGCAACAGCAAUGUGAUUCAGCUCAACACACAGUCAGGGAGCCCUAUGGAUCUGAUGCUCAAGACACCAGAGCUUUGUAGUACAGACUAACCUCCCUGUCCCAGAGCCACUCACACCUCCUCAACCCAUAUGGACAUUGUGUCCUGACUGGUCCCCUCCAGAACCACUGUUGUUGCAUCUCUUGACCAGAGCCCUGGUUUAAAGUAGUGCAUUAUAAAGGGAAUAUGGUGCCAUUUGGGAUGCAUCCUGGUGUCUCCCUGCCCAGUGGGAUAUGAACAGGCCAGGGAGAAAGCCUAUUGUGUCCUCUCUUUCCAUACUGCUGUUUUGACUGUAUGGUGGCUUCAUUUUGGUCUAUUCCACUCAAACUUCAUAUUUCGCCAAAUUACUAUUUUUUUUAUUAUUAUAGUAGGAAAGAUGAACCAUUUCAGUUCUAAGAGCAUUUAGGUCAUUUGCGUUUAAAUGUUUAUUUACAACAUAUUUUUCUGUCGUUUUGUAUUGCUACUACUGUGUCAUUGAGUUUAAGUGUGGACUCGGCGAUAUGACGGAGAUGCAGAAAGUAAACAGCAUAGUGGGUCAAUUUCAGCCAAACAACUAAGAGCGUUGAAGCGAGAGGCUCGACUUCUCCGCUGUUUUGGUGCCAUGGUUCCAACGCUGUGAACAGAGUGAAGUGAACCCGUGCACAUGCGCAGAUACUGUGUGAGAGCAAAGUCUUGCAUCUCGCUCAUCUCUGUAUCUGCGGUGCUGGUCGAGGCAACGGCAUUUUACUGAGUCUCCUUUUAACAUGCUCAUUUUGACAGAAAUGCACUGUUUUCAACCGGGCUUUAAGUAAUAACAUUAUCAGACUUUUUCAAUCAGAUUAAGAUGCUGGACAGAAAGGAGAUGUAUUUUUGGAAAGGGAUAACUAACUCCUUUUUCAAUCAGAUUAAGAUGCUGGACAGAAAGGAGAUGUAUUUUUGGAAAGGGAUAACUAACUCCUUUGAGUUUGUUUAUGUUUAUAAUUGAGGAAUAUUCUUUUUUUUUAUUGAAUAUUCAAAUUGAAAUGACAUACCUCACUUAAAAGUAUUGAACAAAGAUAUUGCAUACUCCAACAACCUGCCUGUUUUGGAUUUGUUCUCUGCUCAGGUCAAAUAUCUCUUACUUAACCAGCCAUGUUAACAUGUGUAAUACUACUAGGUCAGGCCACGAUGACCCUCGGUAUAAACUUUGACAUGAUGACAACUAUCUGUUUUGAAAUGUUUACUCUAUUUUAUAGCAUUACUGCUUUUAUAGUAUUUGUACAAAAUGAGGUGUUUAAGUUAUUGAAGUUCAUAUCCUACUCAAAUCAAGUCUUUUUUUUUUUUCCCAGCUUGAAUUUGGGAGUGCCCCUAUGUUUCCCAGUACAUAUGCAGCAUUGUUUCUUCUUCCUCUUUUAACGCACCAUUGACCUCUAGAACUGCCCCAUGCAGUCUAAUGUGAGAGCAAUGGAAAGUCCCGCCGGGUUUUGUCCCUGAAAAUAAUUUUUGAUAGAAACGUGAUUGAUUUUCAAACCUGUUGUUGAUUUGAUGAAACAAUGCUUUAGUCUGUUUCUCAGGUUGUAUGUCUUUAUCAAUACUGCAGGACAAAACCCCUCUGUAUAUGAUUGUAUGAAGAAUGUUCAGUCUUGAUGUACAUUCUAGCCCUGCAGAUGGGUCCAAAUGAUUCUCAGCUCUUAAACACAGUAGUUCCUGUGCAAGAUGUAUUCAUCACUAUCAAAAGGCAGCUGUCCCAGUGUAUGUGGCUUUUCUUUCAUACAGGGGAACAUAUUUAGUCCUUUUGUACAUGUUCUACCAUCAUUUCUUUGUAAAGUAGAGACUGUUUCAUGUGAUUCUUUGUACUGGGAUGUUUUUUAAAACACGAGCCUGUUCGCAGGCUUUUAGACACAGUCACAUUCAUAAUAAUCAUCUAGUUUGUAAAUCUUUCUUACCACCUGUUUUAGAGUAGAUUCCUCUACCAGUUGCUGUACCCUGUCCUUUUGUAGAUCAGAUAAAGAUACUUGUAUGAGAACCCUUUUAGAGAAUGACAAUUGGUAGCAGACCUUUCUUCCCCUCUGAAGAAGUUUGUGAAGGUGGCACAAACUAUUAGCUAGAAUGAUCUUGAGGGCAUAAACUAGAAUCUCAGCGGAACCCUUCGUUUUUAGAUAUGUCAACUUAUUGCUUUUGUGACAUAUCCCUGUCUUUAAAAUGAAAUAAAAUCAGGAUGAAUUAUCAA